Rhizophagus irregularis DAOM 181602=DAOM 197198 is the source of this 1213-nucleotide messenger RNA. RefSeq lists its product as uncharacterized. The record is from RefSeq and is a predicted model, not a curated record. Gene Ontology annotation, molecular function: protein serine/threonine kinase activity. NCBI's taxonomy places the organism in Eukaryota, Fungi, Glomeromycota, Glomeromycetes, Glomerales, Glomeraceae. Gene Ontology annotation, cellular component: cytoplasm.
AAGAAUAAAAAUUUCUUAAGGGUUUGAUUGCUAUUUUAAUUGCCAAAAACUUAUAUCUUGAAGAAAAUUAAAUACGCCAAAUGGAAGUUGAUCUUUGCUUUGUUAUGGACUGCACCGGUUCUAUGGGGGGCCACAUUGAAGGUGCCAAGAAUUCUAUCAAAAAGGUGGUAGAAUACAUGGAAAAUAUGGAACCAGCAAUUAAGAUUCGGGUCGGUUUCUGUGGUUACCGUGACCACUGUGAUGGCUCUAAUCGCUUACAAAUUUUUGACUUCACUUAUUCUUGCGAUGAGUUCAAAAAUCGCUUAUCGGGUGUUUCGGCUUCAGGUGGUGGAGAUUCUCCGGAAGAUGUCCUAGGUGGACUUAACGCAGCCGUAACCAGUAUGACCUGGCGAAAUCCCACCCGCGUCCUUUUACACAUCGGUGACUAUCCACCACAUGGCCGUCGGUUCAAUAAUACGGAUGACGAUUAUCCGAACGGCGACCCAAAUGGUCUUACUGCAGAACAAGUGUUAAGGGAAAUGCAAUCAGCAGGUAUUUACUACUUUUUCGGGAAAAUCACGGAACAUACCGAAACGAUGACCAGAGUGUUCCAAAGCAUAAUUGGAGAGUAUCCGGUGUUUGAUCUCAAGAUCUCUCCAAACCCAGAGGGAUUAGUAGAGAAAUUUUUUGAUGCUGCUUGUUCAGCUAUCAAUACUGCUAUCACAUUGAGGGGGGAAUAAUUUUUUUGUUUUACCAAUAGCAACUUAAAUUGCAAAUUAAUGCUAAAUACCGUAUAAUAAUUAUUUAGUGUUUUUAUAUAAUUUAUUUCAUCACAAUUCUUAUUCUAAAUAAGGAUUCUGAACUAAUUACAAAAAUCAAAUUUCGAACUUAAACCUUUAAAAUAAGUAGAUUUGAAUAUCCUAUAAGUUUACUGCUGGAAAUAAAUACUGACAAUAAUCGUUUAAACAAUGAAAAAAGAAUAUCAAUAAUUUUUAUCGUAUAUUCGAAUAUUGCAUUUUACAAUAUUUAAAUCUAAAGUCUUACUCUAUGUAUAAUAGAAUUAGCAUGGUUACAGUACGAUUUCCGAGCCAUUUCCUGAAUAUACCAUUUCCUGAAGUUAAUUUUCCAAUUUCCGAUUGCUUAUUAUGGAAAUUGAAUCUUUUCUGAAACUUCCAUAAUACUAAUAUCCCGAUUUGCAUCUAUUUUUUUUUUUUCAAAUAAAUAACGAUUUAUA